Caenorhabditis angaria is the source of this 7826-nucleotide messenger RNA. Lineage: Eukaryota; Metazoa; Nematoda; Chromadorea; Rhabditida; Rhabditidae. The record is from the annotation of a GenBank genome assembly.
AUGUUGAUUGAUGGAAUUGUGACCGGUGAUUAUUCUCCACUGGCCGAAGCCGAUCCUUGGGAUUUGGAUCAACUUUUGAGCGGUGAACAGGUAACAUUUUGAAAAUCACUUUUUUCGCGCGCUUUUUUGGAGCAAAUAUGCUCUAUUGCAAAUUUUUUGCACGAAAAAAAAGGAUUAAUUGAAAAUGUGUCCAUCAAAAAAAUGUGUAAACUAAACAAAAAUUUUUUUCAACAAACUUUAUUCAUUUAUUUUUUUUGGGCCUAGCUUCAAGCCUAAGUUUCAGGCCUAAAUUUCAGGCCUAACCUUAUUAACUGAUAAUAAUACUAACUGGAAUAAUUUGAUUAUUUUUCGACGAAAAUUUUUUGAAAACCGAUUUGAACAAAGGUACAUAGAGUGAGGAAUGUUGCAAAAUCGAGAUUAUUGUCGAAAAAAAUCCGUGAAAAAUGAAAAUGAAGAGAAUUCCGAGGGCUUGUGCUGCAAAUUUCGAAAUUUUGGGGGAAAAUUCGGGGAGUUCAAUGGGGCGCGCUUGCUAAAUUAUCGAUUUUUUAGGGAAACCCGCGGCGCAAUUGUUUUUUGAAUUUUUCAUCAGAAAACGGGUUGUUCAGUAGAGCGCGUUUGAAUUUUUACCAAAAACCAACAGUUCAGUGGGGCGUGCUUGCAUUUUCAUUGAAAUUUUCGAAAAUUCAAAAAUUUUGAUGAAAAGCAGUGUUAUCAAUAGGGCGCUCUUUCACUUUUAGUGAAAAUUAUGAAUGUUUCAUAAGAAAACGGGUUGUUCGAUAGAGCGCGUUUGAUUUUGUAUUAAAAUUUGAAUUUUUCGAGCGUCUCAGUAGAGCACACUUGUUGAUUUAUCGAUUUUCGAGAGCAAAAUUGCUGAUUUUAUGGAAUUUUUGCAUUUUUCAACCGAAACCAGGUUAUCAAUAGAGCGCACUUGCGAUUUUUCGAGCCAAAAAACUCACCAUUAUUAAUAAAAACCGCAAAAUGCACAAUGAGACACGAAAAAAUGCCUGGCAACACCAAAAAUCCAAAAUGCACAGCAGUCUGACUCACCAAACCGCACGCCAAAACGCGGUGUCGCCGCAAAUUCGCCGGCGACUGCUCACGCGUCCUCAAAACCCUCGCGACAUUCGCCAAAAUCCUGCGGCACGUCUGCCACACAAAUAUCGACCAUGUGCACAGAAUAAGCGCCAAUGCCACGCAAAAACACGCGAAGAAUGACGUGAAUUCGGGAGCGAUCCACGUGGAUUCGCAAAACAUUGUGUAGUCUUUGGGAUUUUCGAGGAUCUUCUCGAAUUUUCGAUCGAUUUCCAGAUGGUUGAGGUGACCGUAGAGGAAAAUGAGGGCGAGCAAAGUUAUGACGAUGAAAAAUAUGAAGGUGUAGAUCAAAAGUGAAUGGCGGGAUCUGGAGAUUUGAUGUAGGCGAUAGUGGAAGAGGAGCAUUUGAAUGAAGAGGUUGAGAAUUGCGCCGGCAAUUGCUAUGAUCAUCAGGUUGAGGCCCGAAAUUUGAAGAGAGUUUGCUAGUUUGCCGGUUGAUUUGAGGGUUAGAUGGGGAAGGGCGGUUUGUGGACGGUAGAUGUUGAUGAGGAAACAUUCGAGGGCGAGGUUGCUGGGAGAAUGGGAUUUUUUGGGGGCUUUUUAGGCCUGUUUUCAGGCUUAGGAUUGAAAUUUGGGCUGUUUCUAGGCUUUCUGGCUCAUUUUCAUGCGCGAAAUUCAAAUUUUUCCCCAAUUUUUUGUGGAAUUUUGAUCUACACUCGCGCCAAAGGCGCUCGGGCUACUGUACUUACAGUAACCCAGCAUCCAGGUGUACUGUAGGUACCCAGUAACCCGAAUCCAAAGGGACACACACUCGCUCCGCUCGAGCCGCUUCGCGGAAUUUUGAUCUACACUCGCGCCAAAGGCGCUCGGGCUACUGUACCUACAGUAGCCCUGGGUUAUACAGUAACCCGAAUUCAAAGGGACACACACUCGCUCCGCUCGAACCGCUUCGCGGAAUUUUGAUCUACACUCGCGCCUAGGGCGCUCGGACUACUGUACUUACAGUAACCCAGCAUCCAGGUGUACUCGCGCCAAAGGCGCUCGGGGUACUGUACUUACAGUAACCCAGCAUCCCCUCGAAUCCCGAUACGAUCUACAGUAGCCCAGGUGUACUGUAGGUACCCAGGAACCCAAAUUCAAAGGGACACACACUCGCUCCGCUCGAGGGGAAUUUUGAUCUACACUCGCGCCAAAGGCGCUCGGGGUACUGUACUUACAGUACCCCAGCAUCCCCUCUGGUCCCCCGACACGAUCUACAGUAGCCCAGGUGUACUAAAGGUACACAUUUAGGCCAAAAUUGUGGACUUUUAAAGGGACAUCAACAGUAAUCCUCUUCACAUUUACAAAAUUUUCAAGAAAAACUACAGUAAUCUACAGUACUCAAUCUAAAUUCAGACCCAAAAUUGUGGAAUUUUUUCAAAGGCACAUACAGUAAUCUAUAUUGAAAUUAAGUUGAAAAUCGAUAAUUUUAAAGGUACAUACAGUAGCCCUAUUAAAAUUAGCCAAAAAAUCGCACUUUUCAAAGGCACAUACAGUAAUCUAAUCUCAAUUUUGAAAAUUGUGUUGCGAAAAAAUGCGCGAAAUUCAAAUUUUUUGUUUUUUUUUGUUUUUCCCGCCCAAAACUCACAUAAAACUGUGCAAAAAUAGCAAAACACGAUAUGUUUUGAAUAAUUUUGGGGCCGAAAAAAUUGCGGCGAAUACGGUAAGAUAGGUCAAAAAGCUGGCGCAUUGAAGACACGUCAUGGAUUCGGAAAAUGGCUCAAUUGGCUCGGCAACACGGCAGUGGAUGCGGCUCAGAUUCGAGUAGAGCGCCGAUUUUUGAGCGGCAUUGCUCAGGUUAAGCGCGGAAAUAUCGAUCAUUUUCGCGAAAAAAUCGCGAAAUUCGCGAUUUUUGAGGUAGAAUUUGUGAGUUUCUGACUGAUUUUUGGUGUUUUCAACACAUUUUUAACACAAAAUUCUAGGAUUAGUCAUGUGGAAAAUCGAUUUUUCGUGGAAAUUUGCAUUUUCGACCAAAGUUUUGGAUGAGGUAAGCAGAAUUUUGUCAGAAAAUAUGGAAAUUUCAAAGUUUUUCAGGUGGAAAAUUUGAAUUUCUAAGAUUUCCCGCCAAAAACCGCAUGGCCGAGGUUUUCCAAAAGUUCGGCCACGUGGUUUAUAGGCUCUAGAAAAUGCACGUGGCCUAGGUUUUUUGAAAAGUUCGGCCACAGGCGCGAAAAAUAGGAAAAUUUGAAUUUCUAAGAUUUCCCGCCAAAAACCGCAUGGCCGAGGUUUUCCAAAAGUUCGGCCAUGUGGAAUUUUUGGCGCUAAAAGUACACUAUCUCUAAACAUCAAAUAAUGUGUCUCUUGAGAAUUUGAAAAAAAAAAUUUCAAAAAAAAAUUUUCGCUUCAUUUUUUGACUAUAUUUUAGCUAGAAAACUAGAGAAAAAUGCAUGUGAGUUUGAAAAAAAUUUGAAUUUUUCGGAAUUCAUGUGGCCUAGUUUUUUGAAAAGUUCGGCCAUCUGGUUUAUAGGAAAAUAAACAUGGCCGAAGUUUUGCAAAAACUAGGCCACUGGAUUUUUUUUUUCAAAAAAAAAACAAAAAAAAAUUACCUUAUUCAAUUUGUUUGAAAAAAAGGGAAAAGAAAAUUGGAGCAAAAAAUGUCGUUUUUUUGGAGCAAAAAAAAUUUGAUGACUUUUCUCGCCUUUUUUUUGUUUGUCUUUGAGGCUUAGCCUCAUUUGUACUACUUUUUUUCUGAAAAAAAAUAGAAUUUCCAAGUUUCCCGCCAGAAAUCCACGUGGCCUAACUUUUGGGAAACCUCGGCCACGUCUUUUUUCUGAUGGAAAAUCUUGAAAAUUCAAAAAUUGAAAUUUUAGCGCUCAUAAAACCCGUGGCCGAAUUUUGCAGAAAACUAGGCCACCUGGAUUUUUCAGCGGGAAAUUCCAAAAAUUCAAAUUUUUUUUAAAGAAAAUUCAAAAAUAUUCAUUUUAGCGCUCGAAAAAACGCGUGGCCGAAUUUUGCAGAAAACUAGGCCAUGUGAUUUUCAAAUCUCCCGCUUUUUUCUCAUAAAAAAUCCAAUUUUCCGCUCGAUUUCCAAAUAAUUCCCACUAGAAAAACAUCUUUUUUCACAUUUCCAUUUUUUUUUCAAAAAAAAAAAAUGAAAAAUUUUUUUGUUUUGUGAAACAAAAAAAAGAGAUUUAUGUAUUUCCUUCUUUUUUUGAACUCGUCUUUUUUUUUUUGAAAAAAAAAAUGAUUUUUCCCUUGGGUCAAAAUUUUUGGCGCGCGAAAAAAAAUCAUUGACAUUUCAACAAAAAGAGAAAAAUUUUUUAAAAAAUGUAUUAUUUUCUGUUGUUUUGGACGAAUUUUCGGCGCCAAAUUCAAAAUUUUCAAAAUUUUCAGAUGCCAUUUGUGACGUCACACCUACCGUACUCCACGCCACGUCGAAUCGGCCUUUUCUCAUCUGCAAAUCAACAAAAUCACAGAAGAAAAUCACAUUUUCCCGCCAAAAAUGACAAUAAUAAUGUAAUGUUUUAUGAAAAAUUCGAAUUUUUUAACACAGAUUACUGUAUGCACCUUUAAAAGUGCGAUUUUUAAAGCUAAAUUUAAUAGGGCUACUGUAUGUUCCUUUAAAAUUGUCGAUUUUCAACUUGAUUUCGAUAUAGAUUACUGUAUGUACCUUUAAAAAUAUGUGAAAAAUCACUAGGGAUUACUGUAUGCGCCUUUGAAAAUUCCACAAUUUUUUGUCUAAGUACUGUAGAUUGAAAAUUACUGUAGUUUUUCUUGAAAAUUUUGUGAAUUUUUAGAGCAUUACUGUAUAUCCCUUUGAAAAUCUCAAUGCACCUUUAAAACCCCACAAUUUUGGCCUUAAUGUGUUCCUUUGAAAUCGGGUUACUGUACCUACAGUAAGCUUGGGUUACUGUAGAUCGUGUCGGGACCCGAGGGGUUACUGUAAGUACAGUACCCCGAGCGCCUUUGGCGCGAGUGUAGAUCAAAAUUCCGAAAAGCGGUUUCGAGCGGAGCGAGUGUAUGUCCCUUUAAAUUUGAGUUACAGUACCAAGCUACAGUACACCUGGGCUACUGUAGAUCGUGUCGGGACCCGAGGGGUUACUGUAAGUACAGUACCCCGAGCGCCGUUGGCGCGAGUGUGAGUGGAAAAUUCCGCAAAGCGGCUCGAGCGGAGCGAGUGUGUGUCCCUUUAAAUUCGGGUUACUGUAACUACAGUACACCUGGGCUACUGUAGAUCGUGUCGGGACCCGAAAGGAUUAUGGGUUAAUGUAGUUUGGGAUCUACAGUACCCCCGAGCGCCCUAGGCGCGAGUGUAGAUCAAAAUUCCGCGAAGCGGCUCGAGCAGAGCGAGUGUAUGUCCCUUUGAAUUCGGGUUACUAUACCAAGCUACAGUACCUAGGGUUACUGUAGUUCGUGUCGGGACCCGAGGGGUUACUGUAAGUACAGUACCCCGAGCGUCUCUAGCGCGAGUGUAAGUGGAAAAUUCAGCGGAGCGGCUCGAGCGGAGCGAGUGUGUGUCCCUUCGGGUUACUGUACUGAGAGUAUCUACAGUAAUCCCAGAUUACUGUAGAUCCCGAGCGUAGCGAGUGUAAACCGCAACCUUCCGCGUAGCGGCACUGUCUUCCGCGUAGCGGCCACGCGGAUUACUGUAAUUCUUAUCCUACAGUAAGCUUGGGUUACUGUAGAUCGUAUCGGGACCCGAGGGAUCCUGGGUUACUGUAAGUACAGUACCCCGAGCGCCUUUGGCGCGAGUGUAUGUCCCUUUAAAUUUUUGUCCUGUACCAAGCUACAGUACCUAGGGUUACUGUAGUUCUCGAGCGUAGCGAGUGUAGGCCGGAAGCUUCCGCGUAGCGGCCACACGUAUUACUGUUCCGCAAGCUUCCGCGAAGCGGCCCGAGCGCGACAGCGCGAGUGUAUGUCCCUUUAAAUCCCCCAUUUUGUUUUUGCAGAUCACCGUCCGCCCCAUGCCUCCCUGGAAGAAAUACGCGCGGAUAAUCCUUCCGCACGUCGGUCUCAUUCUUCUCUCGUUGUUCUACGUGAUAGGCGGUGCAAUGGUGUUCUAUCACAUGGAACGUGCGCACGAGAUCCACGUGCGCACACACAACAUUGCGAAAUUCCACGCCUACAAGCAGCGGAUGAUCGGCGAGUUGGCGGAACUCAAAAAAUCGGAGGCGGCGGAUCCGCGCGGAUUGGAAGAGCUCGCGUUGGAGCAUGUGCACAAUUUGACGCGCAUCCUUUUUGAUGCUUUCGACACACAUUAUAUUGCAGCUAAACAUUUGGGCAAAGAUGGACAUUCGGUUGAGGUACGGUAGGGCCCUACAGUACUUUUGGCGGGAAAUUUUGAUCUACCCUCGAAAAUCCACGUUUUUAGACACCAAACAUGCCCAGGUUCGGAAAAGUUCUAAAUUUUGAUCUACAGAAUUUCAGAGCUACAGUAACCCAGUCAUGUUUGAUCUCAAAAUGUUCCAAAUUUCGAGCUACAGUACCACUCAAACUACAGUAACUCCAAAAAUUUGCAGAACAAUUGGACCUUCAUCACCGCCCUCUUUUUCACCGCCACAUUGUUGACCACAAUCGGUUACGGUAAUCUAGUUCCGGUAACUUGGCACGGAAAAAUGUUCUGUAUCGCCUACGCACUAUUCGGUGUGCCUUUAAUCUUGAUUACUGUAGCUGAUAUCGGAAAAUUUUUGUCGGAAAAUAUUAUUUGGCUGUAUACGAGAUACACGAAAUUGCGAGAGAAAAUCGACAAAAAACACGCGAAAUAUCAAGCGAUUUCGAAUAAAGAAGAAAAAGGAGCGGAAAGAGGAGCGGAAAGCGGAGAACAGAUUAUGCAGGUACGGUAGGAUACUGUAGGUCCCAGAAUUCAUGAUUUUUAAGCCGAAAUAUGGGAUUUUUGAUGAAAAUGGAGCUCUGGAGCUUGAAAACUGCACAUUUUUGACCAAAAAAGCACUGGAAAUCAUGCAUUUCUGAAUUCUUACAGUACUCCUACAGUACUCCUCUUUACAGGGUCUGGAUCACUACAUUUCAAUUCCAAUCUCAUUAAUCGUCUCAAUUUUGCUUGGCUACAUUGCGAUUGGCGCGAUUUUGAUCGGAACUUGGGAAAAUUGGGAUUUUUUCCGAGGUUUCUAUUUCAGCUUCAUCACUAUGACUACGGUAUGUUCCUUUAAACAUUUGUAUUUUUCAACAAAUUUCAGGUCUAGAGUACUGUAUGUUCCUUUAAUUUCAGGUCGGAUUUGGUGAUAUUGUUCCUUUACAACGAGAAUACUAUAUUGUGGAUUUGUGCUAUAUUAUUAUUGGAUUAGCGAUUACGUGGGUGUUUUUUGGCGCCAAAAUUCAAAUUUCCAAAAUUUUUCAGCACGAUGUGUAUCGAUUUGGUUGGAAUUCAAUAUAUCCGAAAAAUUCACUAUUUCGGUAGAGCUAUCAAGGUUUGUGGGCUGAAAUUCAGGGAUUUUUCAAGAUUUUUAUGCAAAAAAUCUGGUUUUUUUUGAAGUUUCUCUACCAAAAAUUCAAAAUUUCAGGACGCCCGUUUUGCUCUGGUCAACGUUGGCGGAAAAAUGGUGCAUGUUCCAGAUUUGAUGAGAUAUGCAAGUGUGCUCCAACAAAAAUAUGGGCAGCGUAAAACGCAUGACACAAUUAUUGUUAAAGGCGCAUAUGCCCCAAAGGAUUUGAGCAGAAUACGGUAAUUAAAUAUUGAUUUUUUUUUUGAAAAAUCAAAAAAUUUCAGAUUUAUCGAUUUCGGCGCCUUGGCUUCUAUGGAAAGUUUGCAAUCAUUAUUUUCAAUUUUUACUUCGAAAUCUCAAGAAGCUCUUGUUUAA